AUGCCGUCGAAAGAGAAAAAAUCCACAGCUUCAGGAGAAACCGAAGAGCUUGAUGACGAUGUGAAGGAGACAGUGCCAAAGCGACACAGGGAGGACGCCACCAAGAGAGACUGGACUCAUAAGAAACACAAGACUCCUGAGGCAACUGAAAAUCAGGAGGCCCCAGUCAAAGCCAAGAAGAAAGACAGGGAAAAAGACAAGAAAAAGAAGAGGGAGAAAACCACAGAGGAUGAUGGUGCCACACUGAUUGAAAAUGAGGAUGAAGAAGAAAACAAUAAUGAUCCAAAACCUACAUCCAAAAAGGACAAGUCUGAGAGUCAUAAAAGUGAAGUGAGAGACAAAGCCAAGGAGGAAAAGAAGAAGAAAACUAAAUCAUCCUCUGAGCAUCUAGACAGAGCAGAGAUGGGUUCAAAGAACAAAAAGUCUAAAGACGGAAAGAAGAAGAAAAAACCCCACAGCAAUGAUGACGAGGAGCCACUGAUCGAGGAACAAGAGGAAGAUGAAGACAACAAGAAGAAGAAAAAGAAAAAGGCCAAAAAGGGCUCUGCUGACAGUGACGAUGACAAGAAGAAAAAGGGAAAGAAAUAUAAAAGUAAGCAGGUUGACUAUGCAGCAAUUUACCAGAAAGAACUCCUGGACUAUCACACUGACUCUUCAGAUGGCUAUGAAGAUGAAUACUACAAAAAAAAGGUUUAUGAAGUGGUCACUGUCACUGGGGAUGUAAAAGGAGCUGGAACUGAUGCAAAUGUGUUUGUUACUCUGUUUGGAGAGUUUGGGGUCACACCUAAAGUUCAUCUGGCCAGCAAAAGUCGUACAGCAUUUGAGAAGAAUAAGACAGAUGUUUUCCGCAUCAAGACUCACAAUGUUGGCCCAAUAAUAAAGCUGAGGAUUGAGCAUGAUAACACCGGAAUGAACGCCAGUUGGUUCUUGGACAGGGUCGUGGUCACUGACAUGAAUAGACCACAUCUACGAUUUUACUUUGCCUGCAACAACUGGUUGAGUUUGGAAGAAGGUGACAAUCUUUAUGUCAGGGAUCUUCUGGGCAGCCUGAACCCCAUGGACGUCCCUAAACUUAAUAAGUACAUAGUAAGCGUGUUCACUGCUGACAUGAAAGGCAGUGGGACUGAUGCAGAUGUUUUCUUGAAUAUCUUUGGAGAAAAUGGGGACACAGGGGAGAGACGACUGGACAGUGACAAAGACAAUUUUGAACGUGGUUCUGAAGACAAAUUCACAAUUGAAGCUCCUAACUUGGGACGUCUGAGGAAAAUAACCAUUGGACACAACAACAGAGGUUCCUCAGCUGGCUGGUUUCUGGAUAAGGUGGUAAUUGAUGACAUGGGAAACAAAGAAGUGUAUGAAUUUCCAGUUAAUCGGUGGUUUGCCAUGGAUGAAGAUGAUGGUAAAAUACAAAGGGACAUUUUGGUGGGAUCACUGCAGCCAAUGGGAAUUGUUUACAAUGUACAAGUGAUGACUGGAGAUGUUAGAGGUGCUGGUACCAACUCUAAAAUCCAUAUGGUUAUGCAUGGCACCAAAGGCAUAAAAAACAGUGGCAAAAUCUUUUUAGAGGGUGGUGCUUUUGAGCGGCGUCUCAUUGAUGUUUUCAAUGUGGAGAUUUGUGAGCUCAUCAGUCCACUUAGCAGGGUUACCAUUGGACAUGACAAUGGUGCAGUUGGUGCAGGGUGGUAUUGUGAAAAGGUUGUAGUUUACUGUCCAUUCACAGGUAUUGAACAGACAUUUCCCUGUGGCAUGUGGCUGGAUGAAGAUGAAGCCGAUGGUCUGAUUGAAAGAGAGUUGUAUGAGAUGGUUUCACUCAGGCAAAAGAAAAUAAAGAAGUUCCCUUGGUCCCUUUGGAUUUGGACAUCAGAUGUGAAAGGAGCUGGAACAGAUGCUCAGGUUUUUCUUCAAAUAUAUGGAGAGAAUGGAAAAUCAGAUGAAAUUAAACUGGAAAACAACUCUGAUAGUUUUGAACAAGGGCAGGUUGAUAAAUUUAUUAUUGAAAUACCAGACAUCGGGAGAUUAAGGAAACUGCGUAUCUGGCAUGAGAAGAGAAAUCCAUUUGCUGGAUGGCAUUUAGCUAAGGUCACUUUGCUGAAGACUCUGACUAUGGAGAAGUAUUCAUUUGAAUGUGGCCGUUGGCUGGACAUUAAUGAAGAUGACAAUGAGAUUGUCCGAGAGCUGUCUGCUACUGGAGCUUUGAUUGAGGAUCCGCUGCCAUUGAUAAAGUAUCGUGUCACUAUCUGUACUGGCACAGUCAGUGGUAGUGGUACAGAUGCAACGGUUUUCCUUAAUAUAAUUGGUGAUCUAGGAGACACUGGAGAACGGCCCAUGAUAAUGAGCAAAAAUAAUGUCAACAAAUUUGAGAAAGGAAAUCAUGAUGAGUUUCUCAUUGAGUCGGUGACACUGGGGCAAGUGAGAAGGGUCCGCGUGGGUCAUGAUGGCCGUGGAGGAGGCUGCGGCUGGUUCCUAGAUAAAGUGAUGGUUCGAGAGGAAGGACAGCCUGAGUCUUUGGCUAUUGAGUUUCCAUGUUUCAGAUGGUUGGACCGUAACGAGGAUGAUGGACAGAUUGUCAGAGAGUUAGUUCCAGCUGGAGAAGGUGUUCGACUAUUUAAUAUCAGUUACCACAUAGCGAUCAAGACAGGUAGUGUGAAUGGGGCCAGCUCAGACUCCAGAGUAUUUGUCAAGAUGUACGGAGAGAAGGGAGACAGUGACAAAGUCACACUGGCCGUUUCUGAUAAUGACCUAAGAAACUACUUUGAGACAGGACGUACUGACAUUUUCACUUUGGAAACAUCUGACAUCGGAAAGAUCAACCGUCUUUUGAUUGGUCACACCAAUGAGGGCCUACGUGCUGGUUGGUUUUUAGACAGUGUGCAAAUUUCUGUACCUGUUCAUGGAAAAGAGUACAUGUUUCCAAGCCACAGGUGGCUCUGUAAAGAUGAAGCUGAUGGGAAAGUAGAGGUUGAAAUCUACCCCAGUGAGACUCUAGACAUUGAAAGAUUGAUCAACUAUGAAGUAACAGUUGUUACAGGAGAUAUAAGAGCAGGAGGAACUAAUGCUAAUGUCUUCUGUCAAAUCUAUGGCGAUGAAGGGAAAACAGAAGUGCUCACUCUUAAAAGUCGGUCAAAUAAUUUUGAACGUGGCACAACUGAAAUCUUUAAGAUUGAGGCUCACGAUGUGGGUAAAAUCUAUAAGAUUCGUAUUUUCCAUGAUGGAAAAGGACUAGGUGACGGCUGGUUCCUUGAGACUGUCGAUAUCAAGCGUUUAACUAUGGCCAUGGUGCAGAUCGAGGUAAAAAAGGAAGACACCAAAAAAGAUAAGAAGAAAGACAAGAAAAAGAAAAAGAAAGAAGAGGAAGAGGUAGAAAUAAUUGAGGAGAUGCAAGAGGUGGUGGAAACAUUUAAUUUUGUUUGUAAUCGCUGGCUUGCCCGUGAUGAGGAAGACGGGGAGAUUGUGGUUGAACUGUUGUCAGAGGAUAAUGAAGAUCUUGAGGUGAAUUCCUAUGAAGUGCAUGUUUUCACUGGAAAUAUGUGGGGCGCAGGCACUGAUGCCAAAGUUUACAUUAACAUUUAUGGAGAGACAGGCGACACAGGGGAGCGUCAUCUUAGAAAGUGUAACAAUCUGAAUAAAUUUGAAAAAGGCCAGGAGGAUGUUUUCAUCAUCACAGCUGUGGAUCUUGGUGUGCUGAAGAAACUGAGAAUACGGCAUGAUAAUAGCCAGGCCAGUGCUGGCUGGUUUCUAGAUAGAGUGGAAAUUAUUGACAACAAAGAUGACUCUACAUAUUUUUUCCCAUGCAAACGCUGGCUUGCAGUUGAUGAAGAUGAUGGACAGCUUGCUAGAGAGCUUGUUCCUGUUGAUGAGGCCUUUAUGAAAAAAGGGGAUGAUGAUGAGGAAGACUCUGAAGCCACACUCGGUCUUGAGCAAAAGGCAAUGUCAACUACAUACACUGUCAAAAUCAAAACUGGAGACAAGAAGUAUGCGGGAACUGAUGCCAAUGUGUUCAUGAUACUGUAUGGCACCAAAGAUGAUACAGGAUUAAUAAAUCUUAAAGCAUCAAAGACUCAUAAAAACAAGUUCGAGCGUGGAAUGACUGAUGAAUUUACUGUGGAAGCGGUAGACCUGGGACCACUUAAGAAGAUACGCAUUGGACAUGACAAUUGUGGAGGAUCGGCAGGCUGGUUUCUUGACUGGGUGGACAUUGAUGCCCAAUCACUGGGACAGAAACUGCGCUUUCCUUGCGGCCGUUGGUUGGAUCGAGGAGAGGAUGAUGGUGCCAUUGUCAGGGACCUAUUUCCUAAUCCAUUACAAACAGAGACAUAUACACCAUUUGUGCCUUAUGAGAUAAAGACUUUCACCAGUGACGUGUUUGGUGCUGGCACAGAUGCAGACGUCUUUAUUGUCCUGUAUGGCAGAGAUGCAGUGUGUACUCAGCAGAAGUCCCUGUGUGUCAACAAGAGAGAGAGGAUAAUGUACUUUGAACGAGGAGCAGAAGACAUGUUUAUUGUUGAGCUAGAAGAUGUGGGGGAUGUUAUUGAGAAAAUUCGUAUUGGACAUGAUAACCGUGGAGUCAAUCCAGGCUGGCAUCUGGACAGGGUGGAGAUCAGAAGAUUGCUAAGGAAAGGAAAGGGUUCAGAGACUGUCAUCUUCCCAUGUGAGCGCUGGCUUGCCAAAUCAGAGGAUGAUGGAGAAACUGUGAGAGAGUUGGUGCCCUCGGACAUCAUUACAGAGAAACUUUCACGAGAUGGAAGCCUUAAAGUCAGUGAAGUUGAAGUGGAGGAUGCAUUGGAGACUCACACAUACACAAUAUCAGUGAUAACAGGUGAUGUGUACGGGGCUGGUACUGAUGCAAAUGUCUUUAUGACAAUUUAUGGAGACCUGGGAGACACAGGAGAGAGGAAACUCAGCAAAUCUGAAACAAACAGUAACAAGUUUGAAAGAGGAUCUGUGGACAAGUUCACAAUAGAAGCAGUUGACCUGGGACAGGUUUUUAAAAUAAAAAUCCGCCAUGAUAACAGUAUGGUAAGCCCGGACUGGUAUUUGGACCAGGUUGAAGUGUAUGAUGUGGAUACAGAGGAAGUCUUCCUCUUUUUAUGUGAACGGUGGCUUUCCAAAAAGAGAGAGGACAGACAGAUAGAAAGAGUCUUCUAUGUUAAGGGCUUUGAGGGAGUAAGGGAAAGCCUACACAAUAAAAAGAAAUCUGUCCCAGCCUUGAAAACUGUCGACAGUAACAUGAAUAAAAAGAAAAAGAAAAGAGAGGAGGAAGAACUGCCAAUCAUACCCUAUCACUUCACCAUUUGCACUGGGCUGGAUCGGGAUGCCAGCACCACCAGCAGGGCAUAUGUCAUCAUCACUGGGGCCAAUCUUAGUGUGACAGACAGACUGUGGCUGGACUUGCCAGAUGGGAGGAGGGGCUUUGGGGCAGGUUCCCUGGAGACAUUUGAGUGUCAUGGAUCAGAUGUUGGGGAGAUCAAAAGGAUGGAGCUGGGCCAUGAUGGAGCCACUCCAGAAAGUUGCUGGCUUGUUGAUGAGGUGUCUGUUGCUGUGCCAACCAAAGGGGUCAAAUAUAUCUUUGCUUGCAAAUGCUGGCUGGCCAAGGAUCGUGGUGAUGGCCUGACAGCUAGAGUGUUUAAUGUCCUAGAUGCAGAGGCUAUAUCCAUUUCUCAAAAGAUCAUUUAUGAAGUUACAGUGGUCACAGGGGAUGUGCAGAAUGCAGGCUCUGACACAAAUAUCUUCAUGUCUGUAUUUGGAAUAAAUGGUAGCACUGAGGAAAUGUUGCUCAAGAAAAAUGAAGACAGAUUUGAACGUGGUCAAGAAGACACCUUUAAUAUGGAAAUUGAUGAUAUUGCACCUUUAAGGAAAAUGAGACUACGUAUUGAUGGCUCAGGCAGUCGACCUGACUGGUUUCUUGAUAAGGUAAUCAUGCGUAACCUCACCACAGAGGAAGUGUCUGUCUUUACCUAUGAAGACUGGCUCUCCAAGACAAAAGGCCCAAAGAGGACCAUGAUCUGUGAGAUGGCAGCUGUGGUGGAUGAGGAAAUGAUGGUGGAAGAGACCACCUACGUAAUACACGUCAAAACUAGUGACAUUUCAGGGGCGGGUACUGAUGCCAAAGUGUGGCUCAUAAUAUUUGGUGAGAAUGGUGAUACAGGGAUACUGAUUCUCAAAGAAAGUAGCAAAUCCAACAAAUUUGAGCGAAAACAGGUUGACACCUUUCGCUUUUCAGAAAUCCUCAGCUUGGGAGAGCUCUCCAAAGUACGAGUGUGGCACGAUAACUCAGGUCUUGCUCCUGGAUGGCAUCUGGAAUACAUUGAUGUGAAGGAUGAGCUGAUGGAUAAAACAUUUCGAUUCCCUUGCGAUCGAUGGCUAGCCAAAAAUGAAGAUGAUGGACAAAUAAUGAGAGAGUUGGCUUGUGCCAAUAAUGACUGCUUGGAUCUCAGUGAGAAAACAAAGUAUGAAAUUUGUGUUACUACCGGAGAUAUUGAUGGAGGUGACACCAAAGAAAAUGCCUGGAUUGUGCUUGAAGGACGGAAAGGACGUUCAAAGGAAUUUGUAAUGGAGAAUUCCUCAAAGAAGAAAAGAUUUUUGAGGGGAAAUACUGACAGGUUUGAGUUUUCAUCUAAAAAUGUUGGUGACAUUGCUGGAAUUUGCCUUGGUCACACUCCCAAAGAUGGAAAGAAAGUGAAGGGAGAGGCUUACUGGCAUGUUGUGGAAGUUGUUGUCACUGAAAGGGAGUUGGGAAACAGGUACAUAUUUAGCUGCAACAGCCUCAUCCCACUCUCUCCAAAGAGGGAUGAGUUUAAGACCUUUGAGUGCACCAAGGCCAUUGAAAGCUUUGCCAGUAAGGCCAGAAGUCUGGUGCCUGUCAAGUACGAGAUCAUAGUGAUAACAGGUGAAGAGAAAGGAGCGGGUACAGAUGCCAAUGUUUUCGUCUCCAUUUAUGGCUCCAAUGGGGACUCGGGCAAGCGGCAGCUACGGCAGAAGUUCCGUAAUCUUUUUGAACGUGGGCAAACGGACAGAUUCUUAGUAGAAAUGCUGGACAUGGGAGAGCUGCAGAAAGUCAGAGUGGAACAUGACAACUCUGGCAUCAGUGCAGGCUGGUUUCUAGAUCGAGUAGAAGUCACAAACACUGCGAAUGGAGUUACUACAAUAUUUCUUUGUGGGAAAUGGCUGGAUACAAAAAGGGCUGAUGGCCUCAUUGUUAGAGUCCUCUACCCCAAAUACUAA
Molecule: messenger RNA, 7221 nt
Organism: Boleophthalmus pectinirostris (great blue-spotted mudskipper)
Lineage: Eukaryota; Metazoa; Chordata; Actinopteri; Gobiiformes; Gobiidae
Product: lipoxygenase homology domain-containing protein 1-like
Exons: 41
Coding region: 1-7221 (2406 amino acids)
Molecular function (GO): protein binding
Source: RefSeq, a predicted model, not a curated record